UUCUGGGAUUACCGCCAGCCUCGGAAAUACCUCAACAUUCUUCCUUGCCAGGUGCCCGUCUGGAAGGCCAGAUACACUCCUUUCAGCAACGGAUUAGUGACUGUAAUGGUUCCCCAACUGCGAAGGGAGAAUAGUCUUCUCCUGUGGAAUGUUUUUGACUUGAACACCCCAGUCCAUACCUUUGUGGGGCAUGAUGAUGUGGUGCUGGAAUUCCAGUGGCGGAAACAGAAGGAGGGAUCUAAGGACUACCAGCUGGUUACUUGGUCACGGGAUCAAACCUUGAGAAUGUGGCGGGUGGAUUUCCAGAUGCAGAGACUUUGUGCAAAUGACAUACUAGAUGGUGUUGAUGAGUUUAUUGAGAGCAUUUCUCUUCUGCCUGAACCAGAGAAGACCCUUCAUGUGCAGGAUACAGAUCACCAGCAUACCUCGAGCCAUGGGGAGGAAGAAGUCUUAAGGGAUGAUCCCCCUAGCACUCUCCUGGAAGAAAAGAAAUCUGACCAACUGGGACUGCCGCAAACUUUGCAGCAGGAGUUCUCCCUGAUCAAUGUGCAGAUCCGGAACGUCAAUGUGGAGAUGGAUGCAGCAGAUCGGAGCUGCACGGUAUCUGUGCACUGUAGCAACCACCGUGUCAAGAUGCUGGUGAAAUUUCCUUCGCAGUACCCAAAUAACGCUGCCCCUUCCUUCCAGUUCAUUAAUCCCACAACCAUCACAUCUACAAUGAAAGCAAAGCUGCUGAAGAUCCUGAAAGACACUUCGCUACAAAAAGUCAAACGAAACCAGAGCUGUCUGGAGCCCUGUCUGCGUCAGCUUGUCUCCUGCCUUGAGACUUUUGUGAACCAAGAAGACAGCGCUGCCAGCAACCCUUUUGCUCUCCCAAACUCUGUCACACCGCCAUUACCAACAUUUGCCCGGGUAACCACUGCUUAUGGGUCAUACCAGGAUGCCAAUAUUCCUUUUCCUAGGACUUCAGGGGCCAGGUUCUGUGGUGCAGGGUAUCUGGUGUAUUUCACGAGGCCGAUGACAAUGCAUCGAUCAGUAUCUCCAACAGAACCAACUCCAAGAUCUCUCUCAGCCUUGUCUGCUUAUCACACUGGCUUGAUUGCACCAAUGAAGAUUCGCACAGAGGCCCCUGGGAACCUUCGCUUAUACAGUGGGAGCCCCACUCGCAGUGAGAAAGAACAGGUCUCUAUCAGCUCCUUCUACUACAAGGAGCGGAAAUCAAGGAGAUGGAAAAGUAAACGAGAGGGAUCGGACUCUGGCAAUCGACCAAUCAAGGCUGCUGGGAAAGUCAUUAUUCAGGAUAUCUCGGGCCUUCUUCCUGUUCAUAAAUCGUUGGGUGAACUCUACAUAUUGAAUGUGAAUGAUAUUCAAGAAACAUGUCAGAAGAAUGCCACUUCUGCCUUGCUUGUAGGAAGGAAGGAUCUUGUCCAGGUUUGGUCAUUGGCUACAGUAGCUACAGAUCUCUGCCUUGGUCCAAAGUCUGACCCAGAUCUGGAAACACCCUGGGCUCGACAUCCAUUUGGGCGACAGCUGCUGGAAUCCCUGUUGGCUCAUUACUGCCGCCUCCGCGAUGUCCAGACACUGGCUAUGCUCUGCAGCGUGUUUGAAGCCCAGUCUCGGCCUCAGGGACUGCCUAACCCCUUUGGGCCCUUUACUAGCCGUGCCUCGAAUCUCAUGGUGUCCCAUAGUCGUUAUCCCAGCUUCACUUCCUCUGGUUCCUGCUCCAGCAUGUCAGACCCAGGGCUCAACACUGGUGGCUGGAACAUAGCUGGAAAAGAAGCAGAACAUAUAUCUUCACCUUGGGGAGAGUCUUCACCAGAAGAAAUUCGCUUUGGGAGCCUGACCUACAGUGAUCCUCGGGACCGAGAACGUGACCAACAUGAUAAAAAUAAAAGACUUCUAGACCCAGCCAACACCCAGCAAUUUGAUGAUUUUAAGAAAUGCUAUGGAGAAAUCCUCUAUCGUUGGGGUCUGAGAGAGAAGCGAGCAGAAGUGCUGAAGUUUGUUUCCUGUCCUCCUGAUCCUCACAAAGGGAUUGAGUUUGGUGUGUACUGCAGCCACUGCCGCAGCGAGGUCCGGGGCACACAGUGCACCAUCUGCAAAGGCUUCACCUUCCAGUGUGCUAUCUGCCACGUGGCUGUGCGAGGAUCAUCCAACUUCUGCCUGACCUGCGGGCAUGGUGGACACACCAGCCACAUGAUGGAGUGGUUUCGGACCCAGGAGGUGUGUCCCACUGGGUGUGGGUGCCACUGCUUGCUAGAAAGCACUUUCUGAAAAUCCCGAGUGGGGAGUUGUCAGAGAUGCCAGAGCACCCUGGAAAUACCCAGUGACAAACUCUGCCAGGAGAGUCACCAGAGCCCCUCUCCAGCUGGACGGGGGCAAGACUGCUGCAGUACCAACUGUUGCUAGCCUUUGCUUACUCUUCACAUUGGCUGUUGUUGGCAUGGAUUUUGCUGGAGGAGGAGAAGAGUCAACACAUGGGAGUCUGUAGGACAAGUGGAAGUUUUCGUAGAGAAAGCACCUGUUUCUAGCACCAUGUAAACCAUGUAUCACUGAGAGCAUCCUGAUGCCAUGACAGAGACCAAGAUCAGAUUCAGAGGAAAGUGUCCUGAGCCAAAGGACGUUAGUUGUCAGGCAGGUAACUUGACAUAAGUGUAGCAUAAGUUGAUAGGUGAACCUAACUGGUGGGCAGUGGCCUUUUAAAAUAUGCUUAAAUUAUAAAUAUAUAAUGUACUUAAGGAUUCUUAA
Molecule: messenger RNA, 2748 nt
Organism: Erinaceus europaeus (western European hedgehog)
Lineage: Eukaryota; Metazoa; Chordata; Mammalia; Eulipotyphla; Erinaceidae
Gene: WDR59
Product: WD repeat domain 59
Exons: 18
Coding region: 106-2274 (722 amino acids)
Molecular function (GO): protein binding
Source: RefSeq, a predicted model, not a curated record